Molecule: messenger RNA, 2073 nt
Organism: Aspergillus aculeatinus CBS 121060
Lineage: Eukaryota; Fungi; Ascomycota; Eurotiomycetes; Eurotiales; Aspergillaceae
Product: Zn(II)2Cys6 transcription factor
Exons: 5
Coding region: 1-2073 (690 amino acids)
Biological process (GO): positive regulation of transcription by RNA polymerase II; DNA-templated transcription
Cellular component (GO): nucleus
Molecular function (GO): sequence-specific DNA binding; zinc ion binding; DNA-binding transcription factor activity, RNA polymerase II-specific
Source: RefSeq, a predicted model, not a curated record
AUGCAGGCCGGUAACUCGGCACAGAGAUCGCAGGGGUCACUGCAGCAAGCGCGGAGCUCCCUAGGAACCAAAAGACCUGUAGCUUGCCAGAGAUGCCAUGCUCAAAAAGUCAAAUGCUCGGGGGGAAGACCCUGCUCGCGGUGCCACAUGGCGGGAUGUGGGAACGAAUGCAGUUAUGUCGUCCGCGACCGCAAAGUGCGCAUCGACGAAAGCUAUCUGGAACAGUUGAUUCGAGACAGUGAAGAGCUGCGUAAGCACAGACUGAGGUCGCAAAGCCAUGUCCUUCCCACCAAAGAGCAGCACCCUUUUUCUGCAACGGAAAGAAGCGACACGAGGACUCGGAAUCCGUUGCUUGAAGACCGGCCGUGGUUCCAGACUCACGAAGGAUUGGCACUUCCCAUUUAUGUUAGCGAGGCAGCAUGUACGGGCUUUGCCACGCGUCUGUGCCAAUGCCUCGACGGCAACAAAAGCGCAGUGCCGCAUAUUCCCCGCACGCGAUAUGUGGAAGAGUCAACCCUCGCCCAAGUGGCCUAUUCUGGGAUCCAAUGGCCCAGUUUGGCCCGUGCUCGGUUGCUGGUCAACACCGCGCUGGGCCACGCAAACCCACCCUUUCAUCUCGCCCUGCGUAAAUCCACCCUCGACCACCUCCAGUACAUCUACGAGCAAGGUCUCUUCAAUGAUGCGAUCUUUCUGUGCAAGUACUUUGCUCUUUUUGCCUUGGGAGAAGUCUACUCAUUCCGCAAUGGUGGAGGAGAAAAGGGCACAGUGCCAGGGAUGGCGUACUAUGCUCGCGCCAUCGGUCUGAUUCCCGUGCUACCGGAGCGACCUACCAUCAUUCACAUCGAGGCUUUUCUGAUCUUGGUAACCUCGUCUCCGUGGGUAUUCUGUCAUUAUUCCCUUAACCGACAGCACUCCGCCUACCUCAUGGUCGGCAACGCCCUGCGCUUCGCACUCCUCGUCGGUCUGAACCACAACAUCCCGGACACCCAAUGCCCCGAUCGGAUUGCGCGAGAACAUCGUGUGCGUUUGUGGUGGACAAUCUACAUCUUCGAUCGGUCCUGGGGCCUGAAGCUAGGCCUGCCAGUGCAGAUCAACGAUGAAGUCAUCCACGUUGACCUGCCCACGAAUCUCGACUCCGAGAAUUACCACAACGAGCUCGUGGACAGCUCAUACGAAGUGGCAUUCGUCAGACUCGCCAGAAUAUCCAGCACAAUCAUGCGCACGAUCUACAGCCGCAGCAACUUCACCGAGACGUUCCUGCAGCGGGAGCAAAGGAUCCUCCUUGACCUGCAGGAGUGGACGCAAUUACUACCCGACCACCUCCACCUCCAUACCACCAGGCACAAUCCCAAAUGCAACAUUCUCGUCCAUCUCCAAUUCAACUACUGCGUCAUCCUGGCCAUCCGACCAAUCCUCCUCACUCUCCUCGACCACCUCUCGCCAAACCUCACCCCUGACGAGCCCGCUUUCCCUGCAACCCUCGCCGCUCUCAAAGACGCAUGCAUCCAUUCCGCCCGCCACACUUUAACCCUCUGCACGAACGAAUGGACGAACGGCGCCUCCUCGACCUACGGCUACGCCUUCGCGCAGUACAUCUUUACUGCCGCCCUGAUUCUGCUCAUCGCAAGCCUGCUACCAGGUGGCACAGCGGAGGACCUCACGUCCGUGGAGACCGUCAUUGAGAUGCUGAAAUCCUUGGUCGCGAACGGUAGCCUCGUCGCAGAUGACUUGUUCCACCAUCUUGUGCGGGCGCAGUACUGUUUGCGGAGCGGACGGUUUGCAUCGAGGGUGGCGAAGCAGCAGGGGUUGUCGCUGUCCGUCGCCUCCCCUUCGGCACAAUCUCCAUUUCCGGCAGUGCUUUGGUCCAAGGGACAGGCUGAUAAUCUCUCGAGCACGGGUCAUUUCGAUGCUGGAGGCGCAGCGGUAGAGUCCGCUUACAUGGUGCUGGAUCAGCCGCUCAUGCAGGAUUUCCUGACGCGGGAUGUCGAAGAGUUUGGGUUGUUUGAUGUCGGGGAGAUGGCUGGGGUGGAAACGGAUCUCUGGCCUGGUUUGCCACUGUGGGCUGCUUGGUAA